UACGUCGUCACUUCCUGCCGAUACCGGUGUGGACGGUGUGAAUCGUGGCUGGGCCGGUGCUCUGCUUCUCCCCAUCCCCUACUUUCCUCCCUCCCUCCCUUUCCCUCCCUCAUCGACUGUUGCUUGCUGGUAGCAGACUCCCUGACCCCUCCCUCACCCCUUCCUAACCUCGGUGCCACCGGAUUGCCCUUCUUUUCCUGUUGCCCAGCCCAGCCCUAGUAUCAGGGCGGGGGCCUGGAGGAGCCCGAGGCGCUGCAGCAGAAGAGAGAAAAGACAACGACGACCCUCAGCUCGCCAGUCCGGUCGCUGGGUUCGCCGCCGCCAUGGCAAUGAGACAGACGCCGCUCACCUGCUCUGGCCACACGCGUCCCGUGGUUGAUUUGGCCUUCAGUGGCAUCACGCCUUAUGGGUAUUUCUUAAUCAGCGCUUGCAAAGGAGCUGGACAGCACUUGCCUAGACUCUCGGGACAACACUAUGGUAAACCUAUGCUACGCCAGGGAGAUACAGGAGACUGGAUUGGAACAUUUUUGGGUCAUAAAGGUGCUGUUUGGGGUGCAACACUGAAUAAGGAUGCCACCAAAGCAGCUACAGCAGCUGCAGAUUUCACAGCCAAAGUGUGGGAUGCUGUCUCAGGAGAUGAAUUGAUGACCCUGGCUCAUAAACACAUUGUCAAGACUGUGGAUUUCACGCAGGAUAGUAAUUAUUUGUUAACCGGGGGACAGGAUAAACUGUUACGCAUAUAUGACUUGAACAAACCCGAAGCCGAACCUAAGGAAAUUAGUGGUCACACUUCUGGUAUAAAAAAAGCUCUAUGGUGCAGUGAGGAUAAACAGAUUCUUUCUGCUGAUGACAAAACUGUUCGACUUUGGGAUCAUGCUACCAUGACAGAAGUAAAAUCUCUAAAUUUUAAUAUGUCUGUUAGUAGUAUGGAAUAUAUUCCUGAGGGAGAGAUUUUGGUUAUAACUUAUGGACGAUCUAUUGCUUUUCAUAGUGCAGUAAGUUUGGACCCAAUUAAAUCCUUUGAAGCUCCUGCAACCAUAAAUUCUGCAUCUCUUCAUCCUGAGAAAGAAUUUCUUGUUGCAGGUGGUGAAGAUUUUAAACUUUAUAAGUAUGAUUAUAAUAGUGGAGAAGAAUUAGAAUCCUACAAGGGACACUUCGGUCCUAUUCACUGUGUAAGAUUUAGUCCUGAUGGAGAACUCUAUGCCAGUGGUUCAGAAGAUGGAACAUUGAGACUAUGGCAAACUGUGGUAGGAAAGACGUAUGGCCUUUGGAAAUGCGUGCUUCCUGAAGAAGAUAGUGGUGAGCUGGCAAAGCCAAAGAUUGGUUUUCCAGAGACAACAGAAGAGGAGAUAGAAGAAAUUGCUUCAGAGAAUUCAGAUUGCAUCUAUCCUUCAGCUCCUGAUGUUAAGGCCUGAGCGUCAAUCAUAUGCCACAGUUAGUAUACAACUGACUAAAACGAGCAAGCAGAGAAAAGCAUCAGCCUUCCAGAGUUACUCUCUGCUUAAGGCAGAAACAGCAGUAAAUAAUGAGGAAAAUGAAUUAUCUCCAGUGCUGGAACAACUAACUAACUUGGUGUUACCUGUAAGUGAAAACUCAGGAGUGUCAGAUAAAGGGAGGUGGAGUUAUCCUCUUAUAGUACAGUGGCCUGUUAUCUUUUUAAUGAAUAUAUACAAGCCAAUAUCCAAUUUCUAUUAUUACAAUUAGGGUUCUUGUAGCCGUUUAUGUUAUUAUGGAGAAGAAAAAUAUAUUGGCUUAUUUUUCUGAUCUUUUUCCUUAAAGCAGAAUGCCCUUUUUUUUUUUUUUUUUGCUUCAGUUGUAAAGAAGAGGGAGUACAUGAUAAAGUAACUGGUUUGAUUUCUCUUUCAUUGUAUACUGCUUCUGAACAUCUAAUUGUUUUUAGUUGUCUAAAUAAAAUGCCUCUAAAACAAAACAA
This is a messenger RNA of Mandrillus leucophaeus (drill), 1933 nucleotides long. It is a transcript of the gene STRAP, whose product is annotated as serine/threonine kinase receptor associated protein. Gene Ontology annotation, cellular component: SMN complex. The record is from RefSeq and is a predicted model, not a curated record. The transcript is spliced from 11 exons. Gene Ontology annotation, biological process: spliceosomal snRNP assembly. Bases 324 to 1415 code for a protein of 363 amino acids. Gene Ontology annotation, molecular function: RNA binding; protein binding. NCBI's taxonomy places the organism in Eukaryota, Metazoa, Chordata, Mammalia, Primates, Cercopithecidae.